UCAUGCCGGGCGUUCCAGUAUCCUCUCAUGGGUUUCCCGUGGCAGACAGCUGCGGCCGCUGCUGUUGGGGUUGGCAUUGGCAUUUGCUUGGAAAAGUUGCGAAGAGUUCAGACGGUGAGAAGUUCAAGUGAUGUAGUGAAGUCAGGUGUUGAUGUCUUCGUGAAGAAGGACCAACUUGAAGAAGCAGUUGCCUCUUGUUUGAAAGCCGUGGGAACUCCUCCCGACAAAGCUGCUUUGGUUGCAAAAGUGUUGGUAGCAGCGGACUGUCGUGGAAUACCAUCACACGGUGUAAACAGGGCAGAGAUGUAUUGCGGUGAGCUUAAGGCAGGGCUGAUUGAUCCUACGGCCAACCCGAAGAUAUCAGCGGAUUCACCCAGUGCGGCAAAUGUGGAUGGAUGCAAUGGACUUGGUGCUGUGGUGGCAGAAUUCGGAAUGAAGUUAUGCAUUCAAAAGGCCAAAUCCACGGGAGUUGGCUUCGUUGUGUGCCACAAUAGUAACCACUUUGGUAUCGCUGGCUAUUGGUCAGAACUGGCGUUGAAGGAAAACCUCAUUGGUUUUGCUUUCACCAACACAAGCCCGUUUAUGGUUCCGACCAGAGCUUGUCAACGUGCAGGAGGGACUAAUCCGAUAGCAUGCUACUGCCCAGGAGAAAACGGAGAUAGCUUUCAGCUUGAUAUGGCUACGACCACUGUGCCAGUAGGAAAGAUUGAAGUCUGCCAUCGCAAGGGCCAGCAGAUUCCUCAUGGAUGGGGCGUUGACAACACAGGAGUUCGCAGCACCACUAGUCCAGAAAAAGUUCUCGUGGGAGGUGGCUUGACUCCUUUAGGAGGGCUGGAAGAAACAGCUGGUUACAAAGGCUAUGGAUUGAACAUGAUGGUUGAAAUUUUGUGUGCAGUUUUAAGUGGUUGCCACAAAGUGGGCCCGGAUGUGCCUCCCUGGAGAGUGGAUCGUGGUACACCAGUGGACUACGGACAUUGCUUUAUUUGCAUCGACCCCACAAAGUUACUGCCAACUGGGGAUUUCCAGAAAGCUCUCAGUGGGUAUUUGUCGACCAUGCGACAACUUCCACCAGGGGAUGCAACACAGUCGGUGUUGGUCCCUGGCGAUCCCGAACGUGCCGAAGAAGGAGAUGCCGCAAAGCACGGAGUGCGCCUCAACUUACAAAUUUCUUUGGGUUUGAGGGCUCUGGCCCAGAGCUUCAACUGCUCUCAGAUGCUUCCGCAAGAGAUUCAGGGGCUUCCCGAACGUGCCACGGCUCCAAAGCAUCCGCAUACCGUGUGAAAGCCACAGUCCAUUGUAUACAGUAGGAGACGUGGACAGUUGAUGACAGUUGUGCAUUUCUUCUGGCCUCGCUUAAAGUACCGUGUGAAAAGAUAUGAACAGUCUAGUGAGUCCACACGUGUUCACAACAUUUCACAACGGAUUAUUUGGC
Messenger RNA from Cladocopium goreaui, 1432 nucleotides. The record is from the annotation of a GenBank genome assembly. NCBI's taxonomy places the organism in Eukaryota, Dinophyceae, Suessiales, Symbiodiniaceae.